Zychaea mexicana is the source of this 1078-nucleotide messenger RNA. RefSeq lists its product as uncharacterized. The annotation marks the transcript as partial. Lineage: Eukaryota; Fungi; Mucoromycota; Mucoromycetes; Mucorales; Lichtheimiaceae. The transcript has 7 exons. The record is from RefSeq and is a predicted model, not a curated record.
AUGUCAAUAGGAGAUGAAAAUGUUUCAUGGAAACGUAUUGAACAACAAUUGGCAGGUGAUGAAGCAGAAGAGUCAUCAUUACCUUCUUUGCCACAGUCAUCGACUUCUCCUCCAGACUUGAAAAGCAAACUGACUGCUGCAGACAAAAUCACAUUGACUGAGAAGCUCCAAAAUUUCAAAAAGCUUCAUAAAGAUGAUUUCUGGGUCUUAGAUGCCACAAUGCGACAAGCAGAAGUUGAUGAUGUUGAACCAAUUUCUGUAGAAGAAAAGGUUAUGGCGUUUGCGUUGGGAUGCGAGUAUUAUCAUCCUUCCCAAUCUUUGAUCCUAGAUUUGGGGGAUAAAAACUGGAGUUCUGUAUUCAGUGAAGAAGACCUCGACGAAAUACGUGGUGCUGGUGGCGAUUUGCCUUGUGGUGUACCGAAAGAACUUGAACAAUGCUUCAAGAGUCUUAAAGAAUUGAAAACUGGUGCGGAGGUGUUCAAGUAUGCAAGAAGCAUUGAAAUCACCGAUCCUACCAAAGAAACAUUGAAAGUUUUGAUUGAAUCGGACCAGUUGUACCGUUGUUUUGAUUUUUUCGCUACAGUUUUUAAAGGAAGUUCCAUCUUGGCAAAGGGAACCGAAAAAUCAAGUGAAGCCAAUGCCACGUCAGUCAACCAAGAUCGCACAUUAUCAGCUAUAAAGCUGAUAGCAAACCGAAAGAUGGAAAGACGCGUGGAUAUGCUCUUCAACUGUGGUCAUAUCGAGUUUGGUUGCACAGAAAUAGGUGCCACAAAGGACCAAACAAAGGAGAUGCGCGAUAGCUUUCUCAAGAUGCCUAUUGUAUUGCGCGAUAUGUUGUUGUUGGCGACUUUUAGGCCUAACCUGCUGCAUCAAUCCCAUGUGAUUGGAUAUAGUAUUUCAGGUGGCUGCGUCUCCUUAUUGGAUGUCAGUAUUCUUCAAAAGGGUUUUACCACAAUAAUCAGAAGAACCGACCCACUUCAGGAGGUUAACUUUAAAUAUUAUAAUUUACAAGAAUUUAAAUUUUUUAAAAAAAAAUUUAGAUAUAGGAAAAUAUUUUUAUUAAAAAAAUUAAUUUCUC